UGCAGUGGCCGCCAGAGGGCAGCCAGGGAGCGCGCCCGGCCGGGGCGAACCCCCCAGAUGUGACUCCCGCCUCGGGCUGUGCUCCCUGCCAUGGCUGACACCAUCUUCAGCAGUGGAAAUGACCAGUGGGUUUGCCCCAACGAUCGGCAGCUUGCUCUGCGAGCCAAGCUGCAGACAGGCUGGUCUGUACACACCUACCAGACGGAGAAGCAAAGGAGGAGCCAGUGUCUGAGCCCCGCGGAGCUGGAGGUCAUCCUGCAGGUCAUUCAGAGAGCAGAGCGGCUGGACAUCCUGGAGCAGCAGAGGAUCGGGCGUCUGGUGGAGCGGCUGGAGACAAUGCAGCGGAACGUGUUGGGCAAUGGCCUCUCCCAGUGUCUGCUCUGCGGGGAGGUCUUGGGCUUCCUGGGCAGCGCCUCUGUGUUCUGCAAAGACUGCAGGAAGAAAGUCUGCACCAAAUGCGGGAUCGAGGCUCCCCCUCCCCUGGCCAGAGCGGCCCUGUGGCUGUGUAAGAUCUGCAGUGAGCAAAGAGAGGUCUGGAAGAGGUCAGGGGCCUGGUUCUACAAAGGGCUCCCCAAGUACAUCUUGCCCGUGAAGACCCCUGGACGGGCUGGUGAUCCCCAUUUCCGACCUCUGCCCGUGGAGCCCAUAGAACCCCAACCUCAGAGCUCUGAAGCCACCCGUGUCUAUACAUGGGCCCGAGGGAGAGUGGUCUCCAGUGACAGCGACUCGGAUCUCAGCUCCUCUAGCCUGGAGGACAGUGCCAUGCCCACUGCGGUCAAGGGCACAAAAGGUGACAAGCCUAGAGGGGACUCGGGUGGCGUCAUGGAGUCACCCAGGAUUGGGCCUGCCUGCCCACCCAGCCGUCUCUCAGGCAGCCAGAGCAGCCUGGCCAGUGAGACUGGGACAAGUGCCCCAAACCCACAGGGAGGCACCCAACCCCGGCCUGAGCCUAGGGUGCCCGGUAAAAGACAUACAUGGACAACUCCCCGCUGCUGAUGUGGUCACCUGGCAUCCCUAGGCUGAGGUAGACCCUCCGGAGGAAGAUUCGGAGAGAGAAGACAGGGCCAGGCUCCCUGGCUCCUUUCUGAAGGUUCUUGAGGCCUCACAAGCACCCUGAUGGCCUUGACCAACUCAACAAACCAGUGUUUGGGGACUGAGUGUGCUUUACCCCCACCUAGUGCCUUACUGCACCCUCUUGGGCAGAAAGCCCCCUUAUCUACCACCUCACUCAGCACCCCCACCCUUAUUUAUUGCCCUACCCACCCACCCUGGUCAUCCCCAUGUUUAGAUUUGCUUGGGUCUUGGGUUGGGCUGGAAGGGCCUUCCUAUGUGCACUGAAAUUUCAGUGGGGCAACAAAGGGCAUUCUUUGUAUUAACGGUGAGAAGAAAUCGAACCCCAUGUGUAACCCUGCAGAGCUGAGUGACCCCUUAGUGCGGAGCAGUGUCCUGUUUGCCCCAGGCUAGCCCAGGAGCUGGGCUUCACGCAGCUCUGAGAUUUCCUUGAAGCCCCUAUUGGCCUCCAGGUUCUUUCUCAGCAUGGGCACACAGAUCCCCUACAUUAAAAUGUUUGCUCUUCAAUGGAAAACAAGGCUCCCACCCUGUCUCGUGCUCACUGACCCAGCCUGGGAGUUUCACAUUCUCAACCCAAAGAAGGCAGAAAAAUACUCAAAAUAUAAAUGCUUCUAAUGCUUCUAGAAAACCCUCCCCUGGAGUGUGUGUGUUGGGGGGUAUGUGUCUAUGUCCUUCCUUCCCUCUUAGUCCAGUUCCAUCCUUCCCCCACCACCAUCCCUUCCUCCUUGGAGUGUUUUCUCUCCAAGGCCACCACUGUUAGCCUUUUGUCCUUGCUGCUGGCAGAAGAUAAAAACUCACGGUUUCCCUGUGACAUCUACUACUUCAGCAUUAAAAUAAUCAACAUGA
Arvicola amphibius (Eurasian water vole) is the source of this 1917-nucleotide messenger RNA. RefSeq names its product rabphilin 3A like (without C2 domains) (gene Rph3al). The record is from RefSeq and is a predicted model, not a curated record. Gene Ontology annotation, biological process: intracellular protein transport. Gene Ontology annotation, molecular function: small GTPase binding. NCBI's taxonomy places the organism in Eukaryota, Metazoa, Chordata, Mammalia, Rodentia, Cricetidae.